Messenger RNA from Symbiodinium pilosum, 678 nucleotides. The record is from the annotation of a GenBank genome assembly. Lineage: Eukaryota; Dinophyceae; Suessiales; Symbiodiniaceae.
AUGAACGACCUUGAGGGGGGCAAGUGCUGUGCAGAUGAACACUUCUUUGCCAAGGUGCAGACCAUGCCGAACGCUUCCACAUCGCAAGUCUGGCUGGUACGUGAAGAUGGGCGCUACUUGCCCGCCCUGCAUCCAACCUCACGACAGUGGUUGUUCGAAGAGGUGACCUGGGUCUGUGGGAAGGAUCCCGUAAAAUACUGCAAGACGCCGAACGUGGACGAUGUAGACGAACUCAUGGGCAAGGUCGCUCCAGGAGUUUCUAUCCAUGCACUACCAGUGCCGUCGACUCCCGGCUGGUUACAGGAGGCAGGAUCGAAGAUGUACCUCCCCAUGAAUUGCACCACUACUGGUGCACCACAUUUCACCUCCCGCAGUGCUCCAGCAGCGGCGCCCGGACAAGUGGACAUGGGCGAGGGUAUCAAAGAGCUCGUCUCAAUCCGCUUCGGCUGGCGCCAAGCCCCGCUAGAGAAGCCUCCCAAAGCAGCCGGUGUUCCAGAAGACGCCAUUUGGGUCCAUGAGACAUAUCCAGGGCAAAUGACAGUUCCUGUAGGAUGUGCCGCUUGCCUGUGCUUCGGAGUUCCUGGAUGCAUCCUUUGCUACCUUGGAGUUGACGAGAGAGAUGUGUGGAUCAGCCCUGAUAAGAAAAGGUGGAAUCGGGACGGCACCAGGACGUCAUGA